This is a messenger RNA of Hyla sarda, 983 nucleotides long. Its product is annotated as trafficking protein particle complex subunit 5-like. Gene Ontology annotation, cellular component: TRAPPI protein complex; TRAPPII protein complex; TRAPPIII protein complex. The record is from RefSeq and is a predicted model, not a curated record. The transcript has 2 exons. The coding region runs from base 160 to 726 and encodes 188 amino acids. NCBI's taxonomy places the organism in Eukaryota, Metazoa, Chordata, Amphibia, Anura, Hylidae. Gene Ontology annotation, biological process: endoplasmic reticulum to Golgi vesicle-mediated transport.
ACCUUGUAAGCUCAUCAGUCAGUGGCUGCGGCAUUUAGUGGGCGGGGCUAUGUUAGUGCAGCUGUAACGUCGGGAUCCUUCCGCGUCGGGUCGCAGCACGUAGCGGAUUUGUUUGGCGGAUGGUUCCGGUGUUGACUGUUCCUAUAAACCCGAUAGGUCAUGGAUUCCCGCUUCAGUAGAGGGAAGUCUACCAUUCUAGAACGUUCUCUGGCCCGGCCCAAGACAGAGGUGAGCCUUAGCGCGUUCGCACUUCUCUUUUCCGAAAUAGUCCAGUACUGCCAAAACCGCGUCUACUCCGUCUCCGAGCUCCAAGCGAAACUCUCCGAGCUGGGCCAACAAGUGGGAUGUCGCAUCCUGGACCCGCUGGUGAUGAGGGAAAAAAACGGCAAACGGGAGACCAAGGUGAUCAGCGCCCUCCUCUUCAUCAAGGUGGUGGCCUGGAAGGCGCUGUUCGGUAAAGAAGCGGACAAACUGGAGCAGGCGAACGACGACGACAAAACCUACUACAUCAUCGAGAAGGACCCGCUGAUUAACUCCUACAUCUCCGUCCCCAAGGAGAACAGCACGCUCAACUGCGCCUCCUUCACCGCCGGCAUCGUGGAGUCCCUGCUGACCUGCAGCGGCUUCCCGGCAAAAGUCACCGCUCAUUGGCACAAAGGAACCACCCUGAUGAUCAAAUUCGACGAGUCGGUCAUAGCGCGGGACAAAGCGCUGGACGGGCGCUGACUGCACAAACGCGUCUCCUCCGCCCGUCCGUCCGUCCGUCUGCAUUACAAGUUAUUGACAUCAACGUGACGCCGGAAAUGUUCAUCCCUUGUUUACUUUUCUCUGGCUUUAGGUGAAAUUAAAGAACUUUCCUUUUUUAGGUUUUUUCUUUUUUUGUUGUUUUUUUUAUUUUUAUUUUAUUUUUAUUUUAUAUUUUUUUCCCAAGUAUUGCAAAAUAUGGCAAAUGUAAUGUUCAUAAACAAAUUUAAAAAAAAAGA